AUGUCGCCGCAAUACUUCUUCGAGCGAGACAGACGAGGAAGAGAGCGUGUUGUGAGGGAGGAUUUUCGAUCAAGAAGCAGAACAUUUGGUUCACCACACCGUCGUGACGACUUAUCUGAAGCACAAGAACGGAUCUCGGUUCUAGAGAGUGAGCUUGCAACUUGUCUGGACCGGCUUUCUCGGGCGGAAGCAAGAGUUUAUGAAAUGAACGGCAACAACCAGGACAUUAGGAGAAUCCAAGGCCAAAUUCGAGACUUGCAGAAUGAACGCCACGAACUUCUUGGAGAGAUUGAUGAUUUAAAGCGCGAUCUCAGAAGGGAAGAACGCAAAUACGACGAUUUAAAGGACAAAUACAAAAUGCUCAAGCGGGAUCGGUCCCAACAUGAUCAGAUAGCAGACGGAUACAAAUACCGUUACGAACAGAAGCGCGACGAAGUCGAGUCACUCAGACAAAGUUUGAGGGAGAGAGAUGAAGAGAUAUACUACCACCAGGAGAGACUCGCCGCUAAAGAUCGAACUAUACAAAAGAAGGAUACCUUCAUCGCUUACCUGGUCAAAUUUUUGAGAAAUACAGGUUAUCAUAUUGUAGACGGAAGAAUCAGAUGAGAGGAUAGAUGAAAACUUCGAGGUACAAGGAACAAAUUACAUCUUUUCUGGCCCCAAACACCAAAAAUAUACUCCUCUUUCACCAUAUCCAAUGAAAUGGACUUCGGGACGGAUCGCACUCGAUUCUGGAACUCCCGAGACGCCGAGAUCAGCGCUUUCCUACCUUUGUUCAUUGGUAGUCGGAUUUUUCGUGCCGUCGCAUGUCGCGGAUGCUUAA
Hymenoscyphus albidus is the source of this 823-nucleotide messenger RNA. The record is from the annotation of a GenBank genome assembly. NCBI's taxonomy places the organism in Eukaryota, Fungi, Ascomycota, Leotiomycetes, Helotiales, Helotiaceae.